AUGGCGCCUGUUGAGCAGCAAAGAUCCCCUCCGGGAAGGGUGACGCUGCAGCAGCUCCCCCAGGAGGUGAUUGAGACCAUCGCCGAAUUCUGCGGCGACAUUUCCGGCGUCUCGCCCUCCGAGCAGACGGACACUUUUACCGAAGACGUCGUCAAACCUUACCUGGACUCAACGGCUUCCAACACCUGGAGCCCGGUAUACAACGACCUUCGCGCCCUGGCCCUUGUCUCGAGGACAUUUUCUAACCCGGCGCAACGUGCCUUGUUCAAGGUUGCUAUGGUCAAGACCACCGGCCACCUCAUGCGCCUUAUUCGCAGCCUAUUGCUCUACCCAAACAACAGACGCUACGUGCGUUGCUUCGUAGCCGCCAUCAAUGAUCAUGUGCGCUGGAUGCCGCAGCGCCUCAUCUCUCCUCAGCCCCUGGUUUUGGUUCCCCUGUUUCAGGAAACUUUGAAGGCUCUGAACGACAAUAAACUCAGAAUAUCAUUUCGACUCAUUGACUCUAUGGUUGUCAAUCUGCACACCCUUGAGGACCAGCUCCUCACGGCCACUGUUCAGCUUUGUCCUAAAAUCACAGCCACCCGUAUUUGCUUCUACUUACCCCACCGCCAUGCCGAGAGGGGACCGCAACCAACGAGCCAGCCAGCGCCGAACCCGCCCAUUUACGCCAGCCUCCUGGACAAUCACCACCUCCCACAGCUGAAGGCUCUAACCCUUGACUUCGGCGCGCUCCUGUCGUUGACUAACCUCAUACAAUACGUACAACCCGGCUACCCAACCGGCUUGCCACCCUCCGUUGAGCGCCUCACGCUCGUCGGAAACAAGACGGAGUCGGAGCUUCCUUAUCACCUCUUCGACCUGAAUAUCUUCGCUAAAUGGUUAGGCACAAAUAAGAAGUUCCGAGAGUUGCGCAUGCUAGACGGCUUCGACAAGCUUAUUAUGUACCAUCGGUUCCGGAAUUCUCAUCCCCAGCCAAAGAAUUGGAACAAUAUCCUCCUUUCUUACCGUGACACCCUCGAAGUCCUGGUAUUGGACUGUUACAGUUCUACCUUCGCCAUCCCGCAGGGGCGCUUCGGGGCAUCAGGAAUGCUCGAUUGUCUCCCCGAGCUGCACAAGUUGCGCUAUAUCAAGGCGCCGCUCCAUGCUUUUAGCGGUAAUCAGUUCGGUCUCCCUCUGGAUGUGGAGGAUUGGGAGGUCACUUGGUUGAUGCGCACUGGACUUCCUCCUUGGUGUAGGAAGAUUGAUGUGAUGGUCAGGAACCCACUUCAGUGUGGCAGCGGCGGGGAGAGGAUGCCGUCGACGUGGAGGGUGGUUGAGUUCCGGCUGUAG
Neurospora tetraspora is the source of this 1329-nucleotide messenger RNA. RefSeq lists its product as uncharacterized. The record is from RefSeq and is a predicted model, not a curated record. The transcript has 2 exons. Bases 1 to 1329 code for a protein of 442 amino acids. NCBI's taxonomy places the organism in Eukaryota, Fungi, Ascomycota, Sordariomycetes, Sordariales, Sordariaceae.